AAGGCCUGCAAGAAGAGUUCCAAGGGACGAACCUGCGAGACGCGUCUUGAAGACCAGCAAAACCAAGGGAGAAGAGAAACAUUGUAAGUUUCACGACCGCACUGGCCACUCAAUAUUCGAAUGCAAAGCCUUCGAGGAAAAGUCUCUGAACGAAAGAAGCGAGUGGGUUCUGAAGGAAAGGCUUUGUUUCCGCUGUCUUGAACCAGGACAUYUAUCAAAGGAAUGUAAAGCCAUAGUGUCUUGCGAGAAGUGCGAAAGCAGUCGCCACCCGACCAUUCUUCACAAGGAUAAAGAGGAAGAAAUCAAGCCCAACUGCACGUCGGUCUGUCAAAGGGGAGGGACAUCYUGCAGCAAAAUACUGCUCGUCGACGUAUAUAGCCAGCAUCGACCCAAAGAACUUCAUCGAGUGUACGCCAUUAUGGAUGAUCAAAGUAACGCAUCCCUAAUCUCACCGGAACUGGCGAACAAGUUGAAGUCCUACGGCUCACCAGAGAGAUACUUGUUAUCGACAUGCAAUGGAGAGAAGAUAGUGAACUAUGGUCGCCGAGUCGCAGACGUCAUGAUCACAGCUAGCGGAAAAACACUCAAGCUUCCAACCCUAGUAGAGUGUACACACAUCCCACGGGACAAGACUGAGAUUCCCACGCCCGAAGUAGCGAAACGCUUCGACCAUCUACAAAGCAUCGUCAGGGAGAUCCCACCUSUAGACGGUCAGGCGGAAGUCCACCUUCUUAUAGGCAGAGACGCCCCCGAGUUGCUGAAGGUGAGAGCUUUCAAGAACGGCCCGAAGGGAGCUCCAUGGGCUCAAAAACUCGACCUAGGCUGGACAAUCUCGGGUCAAGUGUGCUUAAACCGCAUUGGAGGCCCAUUUCAUGUCUCUACGAAGCGCACUACAACAUGGCACCCCUCGACAGGUGACCUCACAGAMGGCAACUUCGAGGUAGAGGCUUUGCCCUGCCCGAACCACUUCCAAGUCAAAGAAAGUUUCAGUGACCACGCACGUAAGAAAAUCGAGGACGACGUGUACCACACAACCUCAUCUGAUAACGAUGUCAACCUCUCGAUAGAGGAUAGGAAGUUUCUGAAAAUAAUGGAAGAGAAUAUCCAUAAAAAUAURGAAGGAAACUGGGUAAUGCCACUACCUUUUCGCUCAGAGAACGUUAAUACGCCCAACAACAGGAAACAAGCGGAGAGCCGCCUUGCCGGACUCCUGAAAGUUCUGAAGAGAAAGCCUCAGAUGGAAAAAGACUACUUAGAAUUCAUGGCUAAGAUCCUGGAGAAGAAGCAUGCAKUGCCGGUCCCUGACCCACAACCGAAAUGUCGCGAUGACAACGGAAAGGUGUGGUACCUGCCGCAUUUCGGAGUCUACCAUCCAAAAAAGCCUACGCAGAUCCGCGUGGUAUUCGACUCCUCUGCAGAAUUCAACGGAGUGUCGCUCAAUAAAGAGCUCCUAACAGGCCCAGAUCUCAUGAACAACUUGUUCGGAGUACUUCUACGCUUCAGACGCUACAGCGUUGCCGCAAUGUGUGACGUGGAGCAGAUGUUCCACUCGUUCAAGGUCAAGCCCGAACACCAAAGUUUCCUACGGUUCCUGUGGUACAGAAACAACGACCCGACAGACGGCAUCAUCGAAUAUCAGAUGACGGUGCAUCUCUUCKGCAACGGACCGAGUCCCGCCAUAGCCACAUACGGCCUUCGCAAAACGGCGCUUGACGGCGAGGAGGAACAUGGCGAGAAGAUCAAAGAGUUCAUCUGUAGGAACUUCUACGUUGACGACGGACUGAUCUCGUGCAACACAAAAGAAGAGACGAUCAAUCUCGUGAGAAACGCACRAGCAGMACUARCAGCCGCAAACAUACGCCUACACAAGGUGGUCUCCAACUCCGUGGAAGUAAUGGAAGCCCUGCCGGCUCAAGACAGGGGGAAAGACGUUAGAGAUCUAGACUUGCGCAAAGAUUUGCUCCCAAGUCAACGCACUCUAGGAGUCCAAUGGAACUUACAAGAGGACAAGUUCACCUUUAAGGUAUCCAUUCCAGACAAGCCGUUCACCCGAAGAGGGAUACUUUCAGUGAUCAACUCAAUCUACGACCCAAUGGGUAUGGCAGUACCGGUCACCUUGAAGGRAAAGCUCUUCCUUCAAAGGGUUGUUAACAUUGGGAAAACGGCAAAUAGCGACCGCUUGGGCUGGGAUGACCCCCUACCAAAGGAUCAAACGCAAGAGUGGCAACGCUGGAGAGACGCGCUUUCAAACCUUGAGAGUUUCUCCCUUCCGCGCUGUAUUCAUCCGGAAGACUUUGGAUUGAUCUCCAGAGCUGAAGUCCAUUCCUUCUGUGAUGCAAGCGAAGAAGCAAUCGGUCUAGUAGUCUACCUUCUCUUGAGAAAUGACCGCAACGAAGUACACACAAGUUUCCUGUUUGGUCAGUCCAAAGUUGCACCGAUCAAGCCUACGAGUAUCCCGCGCCUUGAGUUGUGCGGUGCAGUACUUGCCGCACAGGCUGUUACAAGAAUCUUGACUGAAAUAGACAUGCAGAUCGAUGAGGUAAUCUUCUACACGGACUCGAAAGUCGUCCUAGGAUACAUCCACAACGAAGCCAGGCGCUUCUACACGUAUGUUGCCAAUAGGGUACAGAUCAUCCGGACCAUCUCASACCCUCAUCAGUGGAGAUUCGUGGACACCGAAAAUAAUCCAGCAGACCUCGCCACCCGCGGCGUUGAAGCAGACAAAUUGGAGGCGACGAUAUGGUUCAGAGGCCCAGCCUUCCUGACGUGUCGCGAUGCUGCAACGCCCUCAUCGGGGAAUGUAACUCUACUCGAGAAUGAUCCGGAGGUGAGGAAAAUUACAACAAAGUCCACAAACAUCGAAAACUUCGGCGUCUCAAGAAUCACCCGCUUUUCGACGUGGACAUCCCUGCAACGAAGUGUCGCGAUGCUGAUAGCCAAAGCUAGAGAGAUAAAUGGAGACCGCAGGAAAGACCCAGACUUCGAUCCUCUCAGCACCACAAACAGCUAUUUACGUCCCACAGUGACGGAAUUCGAAAAAGCAACAGCCAUCCUCACCAAAAUAGUGCAGAGCGAGACCUUCUCAGAUGAAAUCGCUCAACUCAAGGGCCUACAGGAACAGGUUGAUAGCCAGCGUGACACCUCGAGGAGAAAACGGAGCACACUUAAAAGGUCUCCACUAUACGGUCUAGACCCUUUCGUAGAUGAGAACGGCAUCCUACGAGUUGGAGGAAGGCUACGACGCUCCCCCAUGGACUUCAAAGAGAAGCACCCUUCAGUACUGCCAAAGAACCAUCACUUGUCGGAGUUAUUAAUCCGCCWUUACCAUYAAGCUGUCCACCAUCAAGGAAGACAAAUUACUCAUGGUGCCGUACGCCAAGCGGGUUACUGGAUAAUAUCGGGUCAUGGAGCAGUGACAAAGGUCCUCAGCACUUGCAUCACCKGCAAGAAGGCAAGAGGAAAGCCGAUGACACAACUCAUGGCAGACCUGCCGAAAGAGCGCACAGAACCAAGCCCACCCUUUACAAGUAUCGGUAUUGACGUCUUCGGUCCAUGGUAUAUCACAACUCGCAGAUUACGAGGAGGUGCGGCAAACUCCAAACGUUGGAGCUUGCUGUUUACCUGUCUCAGUUCUCGAGCCAUCCACAUCGAGCUCCUCGAAACCAUGGACGCUAGCUCCUUCAUUUGUGCACUUCGCAGAUUCUUCGCAAUCCGAGGACCCGCUUCAGGAAUCCGAUGUGAUCGUGGCACCAACUUCAUUGGUGGGAAGUCCGAGUUAGAGCAGUCCUUAUCAGAAGCGGAUCAACGAAAGAUUGAGCGCUAUGCGACGGAGCACGGCUACGAAUGGGCAUUCAAUCCACCCCACGCCUCUCACUUUGGCGGAGUGUGGGAACGACAAAUUCGCACCAUACGUAGCGUACUCAACAGCAUGCUGACCCAAAUUGGAAGUUCUCAACUGACUCACGAGCUGCUAUCUACUCUGAUGGCUGAAGUCACCUCCAUAGUAAACUCACGCCCAAUAGCCACUGUUCCGUCUGAAGCAGAUGACGCUCGACCCCUAUCACCGUCAAUGCUACUCACAGCAAAGGAAAGACCCCUCAACCCCCCACCAGGAGACUUCGUCCCGGAAGACUUGUACGCACGAAGGCGAUGGAGGAGAGUGCAAUACCUGGCGGACCAGUUCUGGACCAGAUGGCGUCGUGAAUACCUGCAAAACUUACAGAAACGACCAAAAUGGCAGGACCCCAGACCCAACCUAACGGAAGGAGAUGUGGUGCUUAUCAAAGACGAAGAAAGUCAUAGAAACCAUUGGCCCCUUGGUAAAGUCAUCAAGGCCUUUGAGAGUGAAGACGGCAGAGUAAGAAAGGCCGAAGUCCGCAAAGCAGAUGGCAAAGUUCUUCUCCGACCAGUCUCCCAGCUAGUGUUUCUCGUGUCAUCCACCCACGACUAGGUAGUUGACCUGGUGGCUUUAAAGGAACAUUACACGAACUCUA
This is a messenger RNA of Actinia tenebrosa (Australian red waratah sea anemone), 4493 nucleotides long. RefSeq lists its product as uncharacterized. The record is from RefSeq and is a predicted model, not a curated record. Gene Ontology annotation, biological process: DNA integration. Lineage: Eukaryota; Metazoa; Cnidaria; Anthozoa; Actiniaria; Actiniidae. Gene Ontology annotation, molecular function: zinc ion binding; nucleic acid binding.